AUUAAAUAAAAAAAUGGAGUCCACUCUUUUAUAUCUAACAAAUAUCUGCAUUCGGGAUCUUUCCAUUUCAUUUUCUCGCUACCCACGACCUUCGCUUCACCGAGAGCUUGGACUUGCCUGAUUUUAGGGUUUCUUUCUAAUUUGAUCUCCUCAUUGCGAAACCCGAGUCCUCGGAUCAGUGCAUAUCAAAUAAUUGAAGUCUGAGCAUUCUGGUUGUUAGGCUUCCUCGAUCAGCCAAGUUUCAUGUCUGAGCUCGAAACCCAGAUUCCUACUACCUUUGAUCCGUUUGCUGAUGCAAAUGCUGAAGACUCAGGUGCUGGUGCAAAAGAGUAUGUGCAUAUUCGUAUACAGCAACGGAAUGGUAGGAAGAGCUUGACUACUGUGCAGGGAUUAAAGAAGGAAUUCAGCUAUAACAAGAUACUCAAGGAUCUCAAGAAGGAAUUCUGCUGCAAUGGUACAGUGGUGCAGGACCCUGAAUUAGGGCAGGUUAUUCAGCUUCAAGGUGAUCAGCGGAAGAACGUCUCUACAUUCCUUGUUCAGGCUGGAAUUGUGAAGAAGGAAAACAUCAAAAUUCAUGGUUUCUGAGCUGUAUGGUGCAGUCCCCUCCUAUGUUUGCAGAAGAUCUGUUUGAACUGUGAGCAUAUGUUUAAGCUGUUGAAUCUAAGUCAUGUUGGUUUGAUAAGAGACACAUAAUUCUGUUUCUGUUGUUUCUUUUUAAGCUUUCUGGAUUUUAUGUGGGUUGGUAAUGGGAUAUGUGACUGUAUACUCUUAUAUUGCAAAUGAUUAUUAUUAUUAUUACUAUUAUCAGAAGUUGAAUUGUGAGAAUA
This is a messenger RNA of Hevea brasiliensis (rubber tree), 827 nucleotides long. Its product is annotated as protein translation factor SUI1 homolog 2. Gene Ontology annotation, biological process: translational initiation. Gene Ontology annotation, molecular function: RNA binding; translation initiation factor activity. The record is from RefSeq and is a predicted model, not a curated record. Bases 244 to 585 code for a protein of 113 amino acids. Lineage: Eukaryota; Viridiplantae; Streptophyta; Magnoliopsida; Malpighiales; Euphorbiaceae. The transcript has 5 exons.